AUGCCGUAUUGCGGAGUCGAGGGGUCUGCUGCGCGGAGGGAGACAUAUGAGGUGGGCAAUGUUGCUAUGGAAGGGGUGACUGAGAGUUGGUCGACGGUGACGGGGAAAAAGGGAAAGGGAAAAAAAUCAAAGGCGGGGUCCGCAUCUAAACCCUCUUGUGGGACAUCUGGUGUGGCGUCCUCUGCAACGCCCCUGGUGGUGGCCGUGCCCCCUGAUCCUUUGAAGCUGCCAGUUGGAGGACAAUCCCAAGCACAACCUGGUCUGAGGCAACAGGGUCUUGGGGGUGCAAAGUAUGGGCAGGUUGAACGCAGUACUGCGCGGGUGCUCGUGGAGCCUACCACUGCCGCAGUUGUUUUAACGUUGCGGAAGGAGGCGGCAGAGAGGGGCCACACGUACGCCGCCCUUUUGUCCAGAGCCAAGCAGGACAUCAGCUUAUCAGAGGGGGAAAAGGCCGACCGCCUUGCGGAGUGCCUUCGGGAGGUGCUGGCGGACGUGGCUCGGGUGGAGAGACCUGUCAAAUGUGCGGAUCUUUACAUCCGAGACCUUGAUGAUAGCGUAACCGUUGAGGAGGUGGUGACAGCCGUGGCAGCUAAGGGUGGUUGCUCUGCUCACCAAAUUAAGCCUGGGCAAAUUCUUAGGCGUGGCAAUGGUAUGGGGGACAUUUUUAUCUUAUGUCCGAUCUCUGCUGCCAAGAAGGUAGCCGAAGGGAGGCUUCUUAUUGGAUGGAGCUCGGCCAGAGUAGAAAUACGGGAAGACCGACCUCUAAGAUGUUUUAAAUGUAUGCGACUGGGGCAUACAAGAGAAUUGUGUACAUCAGAGGUGGACCUAGGAAUGGCAUGUUAUAGGUGCGGGAAGGUUGGGCAUAAGGCCGGUGAGUGUGGUUUGCAGUCACACUGCGUGGUCUGUGCUUCGGCUGGAAUACCUGCGGGGCAUAAGAUGGGUGGACGGGCCUGCAAGCCUCCACCGGUUAGCAAAGGGGGUUUUACUGGGGCUGCGGCGCAUCCGUCGCCAGAGGUGUUCCUCCCUGGGGAGUCUGGUGCAAUGUCUGAUUAA
Pieris macdunnoughi is the source of this 1053-nucleotide messenger RNA. Lineage: Eukaryota; Metazoa; Arthropoda; Insecta; Lepidoptera; Pieridae. The record is from the annotation of a GenBank genome assembly.